Molecule: messenger RNA, 1209 nt
Organism: Dama dama (fallow deer)
Lineage: Eukaryota; Metazoa; Chordata; Mammalia; Artiodactyla; Cervidae
Gene: SERPINE3
Product: serpin family E member 3
Exons: 8
Coding region: 1-1209 (402 amino acids)
Biological process (GO): negative regulation of endopeptidase activity
Molecular function (GO): serine-type endopeptidase inhibitor activity
Source: RefSeq, a predicted model, not a curated record
AUGCAGUCUCUCCUGCUGGCCCUCUUCCUCCUUCACGCCUGCCCCUCCGGAGGAGCCAGCAACCUCCAUGAGGACCUGACGCUGCUGAGGACGGACCUGGCGCUUCGCCUGUACCGGAGCGUGGCCACGGCCGGCAACCAAACCAACCUGGUCCUCUCCCCCGCCGGCGCCUUCAUCCCCCUGGAGCUCCUGCAGUUUGGAGCCCGGGGGAACACCGGCCGGCAGCUGGCCCAGGCCCUGGGCUACACCGUCCACGACCCCAAGGUCAGAGAAUGGCUGCGGGCUGUCUAUGCCGUGCUGCCCAGCACCAGCCCGGGUGCCAAGCUGGAGCUGGCCUGCACCCUCUACGUGCAGACGGGGACACCACUCACCCCCUGCUUCGUGGAUCAGGUCACCCGAUGGGCAAACAGCAGCCUGCAGCUGGCUAAUCUCAGGGAGCCCAACAGCACUGCCAUGCUGGCCAACGGAUGGGGCCCCAGGCAGACCGCAGGGGACGGGCCGGUGGGCUCCACGUGGGAGCAGGGCGGCGGCGGCGCGGAGUCUGCGCAGCUGGUGCUGGUGAGCACCGUGUCCUUCCAGAGCGCCUGGCGGCAUCAGUUCUCCUUCUCGGACACUCAGCUCCUGCCUUUCACCUGCGCCCAGGGCCUGGCCCUCGAGGUUCCCAUGAUGUACCAAAUGGCCGAGGUCAACUACGGCCAGUUUCAGGACCCUGCGGGCCAUCAGGUGGGGGUGCUGGAGCUGCCAUACCUGGGAACUGCGGCCAGCCUACUCCUGGUCCUGCCUCGGGACAGAGACACACCGCUGAGCCACAUUGAGCCCCACCUCACAGCCAGUCUCCUCCACGCCUGGACCACCAGCCUGAAGAGAGCCCGGAUGGAGGUGUUCCUGCCCAGGUUUAGGAUCCAAAAUCAUUUCGACUUGAAAAACAUUUUAUAUUCCUGGGGAGUCAUCGAUCUUUUUGAUCCACUCAGAGCUAACUUGAAAGGAAUUUCAGGCCAAGAUGGCUUUUAUGUUUCUGAAGCGAUCCACAAAGCCAAGAUCGAGGUUUCAGAGGAAGGAACUAAGGCAUCUGCAGCCACAGCUCUGUUGUUACUGAAAAGGUCUCGGAUUCCUAUUUUCAAAGCAGAUCGGCCGUUCAUCUUUUUCCUGAGAGAACCGAACACAGCAUUUGUCUUCAGUAUUGGGAGAGUUUUGAACCCCCUACAUUGA